GAGAGAGAGAGAGAGAGAGAGAAUAUUUUCCUUUAACCUACCAGCAGCCAACUACACAAUGCCGAGCAAAAUCAUGUUUUCUGAUUCCAUCCAUCCCCGCCGACGCCUGUCCUUGUCCUCCGCCUUCAAUGUAUUCUGCGUCUCUAGCGGAAUCCUCGGGUUCCUUUUCGGAAUUAUGACUUUGUACAACAACAACAUCAACUUCGGACUGACUUCUUGGGAUCACAACGGGAUUGUGGGCGGCUCCAUCGCAGGAGCACCCGAUAUUGUCGACAGGCACAGGGUGCUGGCGUUCGUAGGGGUGCAAACGGGGUUUGGAUCGACGGGAAGGAGGAGAGCUCUUCGACAGACUUGGUUCCCUUCCAAUCCUCAGAGCCUUCGCCAGCUUGAAGAAUCGACGGGUCUGGCGUUCCGAUUCGUGAUCGGGAAGACCGGCGACGAAGCUAAGACGGAGGCCCUCAAACGAGAAGUCGAAGAGUUUGGCGACUUCUUGAUGUUGCAAGACCUCGAGGAGGGAUACAGCAAUUUACCAGCCAAGACCUUGUCGUUUUUCAGAGCAGCAUACGACGCGUACGACGCCGAGUUUUAUGUGAAGAUGGAUGAUGAUAUUUAUUUGAGGCCGGAUCGUCUUUCUGUUCUCCUGGCGAGACAUCGCCCCCGCCCCCUUACCUAUAUCGGAUGCAUGAAUAAGGGUCCGGUCUUGACCGACCCAGAGCAGAAGUGGUAUGAGCCGCAGUCGAAUCUUCUCGGACGCGAAUACUUCUUGUACGCUGGUGGUGGUAUCUACGCGCUGUCGUAUGAGGUGGUGGAGGAUCUGGUUAGCUUGAGAAGGGACACCGUUCGACUGUUCAACAAUGAGGAUGUGACGAUCGGAGCGUGGAUGCUUGCUAUGAACGUCUAUCACGAGGAUGACCGAGCACUGUGUGAGCCUGAAUGCACGCCGUCGUCGAUAGCGGUUUCUGAUAGUAUGUGCUCGGGGCUGUGCAAUCCGGAGGUGAAGAUGUUAGAGCUCCACAAAAAAGAAAUAUGCUCUAGCAAUCCUGGUUUGUAAUCUAUUAAAUAAUAAGUUUUUUUUUUUAAUUUUAAGUAUGGUGAAAAGGCAGACAGAUUUUGUAUUGAGAAAAAAAGGGUAAAAAGUUAUUUGAGA
Asparagus officinalis (garden asparagus) is the source of this 1147-nucleotide messenger RNA. Its product is annotated as probable beta-1,3-galactosyltransferase 14. The record is from RefSeq and is a predicted model, not a curated record. Gene Ontology annotation, cellular component: Golgi membrane. Bases 59 to 1051 code for a protein of 330 amino acids. The transcript has a single exon. Lineage: Eukaryota; Viridiplantae; Streptophyta; Magnoliopsida; Asparagales; Asparagaceae. Gene Ontology annotation, molecular function: hexosyltransferase activity.